UGAUGGUCCUCAGCAGCUGUUGUGAAUGAGAAUGAGCCCAUGUGCAUGUCUGAACUUUCCCAUUCCUCUGCGGUCUGUCUGAGACAAUGACUCUCCAGUGGACGGCUGUGGCUUUCUUCCUCUAUGGAGAGAUAGCAGUCAACCUCAUCUUCUGCAUACCCUUCAUAUCAGCACAGAGAUGGCGUAAGGUUUUCAGCUGGAGAAUAUGGAACUGGUUAUCACCAUACUGGAACAAAUGCUUCUUUACUAUGAUCAUGGUUCUGAUUGUUCUUUUCCUUGAUGCACUCCGUGAGGUACACAAAUACUCCGGGCCUGAGCCAAUGCAAGAUGCUAAGGUGAACCCAAAUGUGUACGACCAUGUCCACAUGAAGCUGUUCAGGGCCCAGAGGAACCUCUACAUAUCUGGCUUCUCUCUCUUCCUCUGGCUUAUCAUGCGUCGGGUUGUCACACUGCUAAACCAGGCUGCUGUCACACUGGAGAGCAGUGCAGGCCUUCAGGCACAGAUGGAGAGUGCAGUCAAGGCAGCCAAACAGCACCAGGAAGACAACUUGCUACUCAAACAAGCUCUCCUCGAUGAGGAAAAUUCCUUGUCAGCAAAAAACCAGCAACUGAAGCAGGAGGUGGAGAAGCUGGCAGGUCAACUGAAGACUGCAAAGGAGGCUGUGCACAAGUCUGACGCUGAAGUCGAAGCCAUGAAGAGGCAGGCGAAAGGUCUGGCACACGAGUACGACAGACUACUGACGGAACACCAUCAACUUCAGAAUCUCCAGAGUCCUGAAGACAAAAAGGAUCAGUGACCACAGGAAUACAGCGGCAGGAGCCAUACUUGUUUUAUCCUUUACCACAUUCACCACGGCACGUUUGAACUGAUAGAAUUAAACUAACAACCAUUUAAUGGAUAAACGAUAGCACUGAAUAUUUUGAAAUGCUUGUGGGUGUGUUCUGAAUUUACAUUGUGCCUUUUUGUAUCAUCUUUUAGUAACUGCUCCCUCUAGUGGUUGAUUGUAGUCAUGCUAAUGCUAAAUGACUUCUAACGGACUGUCUUAUGAGAUGUAGCGCUUACAUGUUUUUGUAUUUACUAUAAACCUCUGAAAAAACAAUUAUAACAUUUAGCUUUAACUUUCUUUUUACAAUAGCGUCCUUAAAAUCUAUGUCUUGAAUGGUGGAUCUCCCUGCAAAUAAAUCAAUGUAUAGUGUGA
This is a messenger RNA of Solea solea (common sole), 1199 nucleotides long. Its product is annotated as B-cell receptor-associated protein 29-like. The coding region runs from base 87 to 797 and encodes 236 amino acids. Gene Ontology annotation, biological process: intracellular protein transport; endoplasmic reticulum to Golgi vesicle-mediated transport. The record is from RefSeq and is a predicted model, not a curated record. Lineage: Eukaryota; Metazoa; Chordata; Actinopteri; Pleuronectiformes; Soleidae. Gene Ontology annotation, cellular component: endoplasmic reticulum; endoplasmic reticulum membrane. The transcript has 8 exons.